AUGCGAAAAUCAUAGAAAACAGGUUCUUAGUAGCAUAUAAAAAAUAUUCUGACACCUUUGAUAACUUAAUAAAAUUCAUAUAGUCCAGAAUAUGAUUUAUAAAAUAGAGCCUCAAAUAAAGUAGGAAGGAAAUCCUCGUUGAUUGAAUUACAUAGAGUUGAAAACGAGUAAAUAAAAUUAAGACCUUAAAGGGUUUUAUAAGUAGUAAAGGAUGCUAAGAAGCAACUUCUCUCUUAAUAAAAUCCUAGAAAUGAGAAGAAAAUAAAACCAAGAGUAGAGACUUCAGAGUGCUAAUAUAGAGGAUUAGAUUUUACAUUUGCAUAGAAUUUCUCAAAUAAAUAGAUAAUAAUGAAAGAAUUCUCAACUAAUGGACUUAGAAAACGAUUCUUUGUUUGA
Paramecium sonneborni is the source of this 396-nucleotide messenger RNA. NCBI's taxonomy places the organism in Eukaryota, Ciliophora, Oligohymenophorea, Peniculida, Parameciidae. The record is from the annotation of a GenBank genome assembly.